AUGUCGCGCUCAAUAGCGCGCCGCAUCUACGCCGACGCCUUUGCAAAAUGGCCCAAGCAAGACCUUCGGCCCGACUACCAACUCCAAGACGUCCUCAAAGCCGCCGUCGAAGAGCGCUACAAGAACUAUAAUCCCGCCAUGGAGGCAGAGGAGACAUUGAAGGCGAGAGCUCUGCAAUUCCUUGUACAGGACAAGUUUAACAACAGGUAUAAACUCAAAGGGCCAAUGCUGGAACCAAAGAGCCAGCCGACCUAUUUCCAAGAUUUAGUACGAGAGAUUGAGGAGGCGCCGAGGAGGACGUGGCUAGAACGAUUGGGCAAACGACUAUCCGGAAUGAUUCGACUUCAAUAA
Messenger RNA from Metarhizium brunneum ARSEF 3297, 351 nucleotides. RefSeq lists its product as uncharacterized. The record is from RefSeq and is a predicted model, not a curated record. Gene Ontology annotation, molecular function: ribosome binding. Gene Ontology annotation, biological process: mitochondrial respiratory chain complex III assembly. Lineage: Eukaryota; Fungi; Ascomycota; Sordariomycetes; Hypocreales; Clavicipitaceae. Gene Ontology annotation, cellular component: Cbp3p-Cbp6 complex; mitochondrion.